Molecule: messenger RNA, 582 nt
Organism: Enterobius vermicularis (human pinworm)
Lineage: Eukaryota; Metazoa; Nematoda; Chromadorea; Rhabditida; Oxyuridae
Source: the annotation of a GenBank genome assembly
AUGGGCGACGGAGUUACAUUGGAUGGCGCAGAUAUUAACUGGAAGUUCACGGAAGAUGUGCAAAUUCCACCGUUUCGUAAUAUGGAUGAGUUUAUCCUUGGUCGAGCAAGGUUCCAGUUACCAACGUUUACCAAUUUUCCGAAAUGGAAUAAUCGGAUUCUAACCAAUUUGUUGUACUUUCAAACAAAUUAUUUCGUGAUAAUGAUAGCCGUUAUCCUGGUAUCAUGCGCAGUUCAAGCCCCUCAUGUUCUAUUUGGGUUAAGUGCAUUGGUUACUCUCAUAGCAGCCUUGUUCCUCUCAAUUUCAAAGAAUCCAUCCCUUGAACAGAUUCGGAGCGACCAUCCUCUCUUGACGCUUAUUUCGAUUUUGGUUGCUUUGUAUUACUUUAUUUAUGUUUUGACAUCUGUUUGUGUCGUGUUGUUCAUUAUUUUGAUGCCAACUUUGUUAGUUCUUAUUCAUGCUUCACUUCGUCUCCGUGAUCCAAAGGCAAAAAUCAACCGCUUAUGGGAGCGAACUGGCAUGUCGACAACCGUGAUGUCUCGUCUCCUUCAACUUAUGAAUGUAGACUUGAAGAGUUUGUAA